Oikopleura dioica is the source of this 681-nucleotide messenger RNA. The record is from the annotation of a GenBank genome assembly. NCBI's taxonomy places the organism in Eukaryota, Metazoa, Chordata, Appendicularia, Copelata, Oikopleuridae.
AUGAGUCUCGAAACUUGCAAUUUGGUCGGAGGAGGAAAUUCUAGCGCGGAGCUGUUUUCCUGCUUUGAGAAAACAUCUUGUAAUCCAGUACCACUGAAAUUUUCCUAUCAAAAUGCUGCAUCGUCAAUUUACCCGCUGAAAUACGAAAGUCUUCGCUUCACCCUUAUCAUUUUCGGCUAUUAUGAGCUGAUCCUCUCAACCCUCAUUCUCGUUAUCUCCUGCCUUCAGGUCGCUUUUCGCCCUAGAAAAGUCCUUGACCUCGACUUUGAACUGCGGAAAGAAAGGACCUGCUUGACUGGAGCCUCGAAGAUUUACUCGAUUUGCAAUGUUUUUAUGGUUUUGAUUUCUUUUCUCUGGGCGAUUCUAGUUUUUGUUUUUUAUUAUUUGGAUGAGAAUAGUUCUGUUACGAUUGGGCUGAAAUUCAAGCUUCUUCAAGUGAUCGUCGGGAUCAGUCUUGCUUUAUGCUCAAUCGGGAUCCUCUACGCACUUCAAUUGCCCUUCAUAAUGGCCUUGAAUCCGAAAUAUCUCCGGAAGAUGAAAAUCGUCCUUUUCAACCUCGUCAUAAAUGCAAUGUUUCUAGUCUAUUUUCUGACGAUCGUAUAUUUCAUCCCCUUUAUUCUGAUCUGCACUUUUCUUUGGUUUUAUGCUUUUGGAAAAUGCGGUCAAAGUACUGGUCUGUGA